Coccinella septempunctata (seven-spotted ladybird) is the source of this 1473-nucleotide messenger RNA. RefSeq names its product actin-related protein 3 (gene Arp3). The record is from RefSeq and is a predicted model, not a curated record. Lineage: Eukaryota; Metazoa; Arthropoda; Insecta; Coleoptera; Coccinellidae. Gene Ontology annotation, cellular component: Arp2/3 protein complex; actin cortical patch. The transcript has 7 exons. Gene Ontology annotation, molecular function: actin filament binding. The coding region runs from base 119 to 1375 and encodes 418 amino acids. Gene Ontology annotation, biological process: Arp2/3 complex-mediated actin nucleation.
GUGGAGGACGCUGAAGAAGUCAAAAGAUAAACCUCCGUCACCUACUUUUAGGUGUGGUUUUGUUUAAUUUUAUUUCAGAAUUUAAUUUUCAUCAAAACUCAGGAAAUCUCGAGACAAAAUGGCUGGUAGACUGCCAGCUUGCGUUAUCGAUGUCGGCACAGGUUACACAAAACUGGGGUUUGCCAACAAUAAAGAACCUCAGUUCAUCAUACCUUCAGCUAUAGCCAUAAGGGAAAGUGCUAAAGUAGGGGAUCAAUCUAGUCGAAGGCUAUGCAAAGGAGUUGAAGAUCUAGAUUUUUAUAUUGGUGAUGAAGCAUUCGAUGCUACUGGUUAUUCUGUGAAGUAUCCAGUGAGACAUGGGCUUGUUGAAGAUUGGGAUCUUAUGGAAAGGUUUUUAGAGCAAUGCAUUUUUAAAUAUUUGAGGGCAGAACCAGAAGACCACUAUUUCCUUUUGACAGAACCUCCCUUAAACACACCAGAAAAUAGGGAAUACACAGCUGAGAUAAUGUUCGAAUCAUUCAAUGUUCCUGGAUUAUACAUCGCUGUUCAGGCUGUGCUGGCGCUGGCUGCCAGUUGGAUAAGCAGAAGCAUCGCAGAUAGAACAUUGACAGGUAUUGUGAUCGACAGUGGAGAUGGAGUUACUCAUGUUAUACCUGUGGCUGAAGGUUAUGUCAUUGGAAGCUGCAUCAAGCACAUUCCCAUAGCAGGGCGCAACAUCACCUAUUUCAUUCAGUCAUUGCUAAGGGAAAGAGAAAUUGGAAUUCCCCCUGAACAGUCCUUAGAAACUGCCAAAGCAAUAAAAGAAAGAUACAGUUACAUAUGUCCAGACAUAGCUAAAGAAUUUGCAAAGUAUGACAGUGACCCUGGUAAAUGGAUGAAAACAUAUGAUGGAAUAAAUUCUGUGACAAAACAACCCUUCCAUGUAGAUGUAGGUUAUGAAAGAUUUUUGGGUCCCGAAAUCUUCUUCCAUCCAGAGUUCUCAAAUCCCGAUUUCACCAUUCCGAUAUCUCAGAUAGUAGAUGACGUCAUACAGAACUGCCCAAUUGAUGUGCGAAGACCUCUUUAUAGCAAUAUAGUUUUAUCAGGUGGCUCUACAAUGUUCAAGGAUUUCGGUAGGAGAUUACAAAGGGAUAUAAAACGCACUGUUGAUGCAAGACUAAAACUGAGUGAAGCCUUGGCUGGAGGUGGUUUAACACCCAAGCCUAUUGAUGUUCAAGUUAUCUCUCAUCAUAUGCAAAGAUACGCAGUUUGGUUCGGUGGAAGCAUGUUAGCAUCAAUGCCCGAAUUUUACACAGUUUGCCAUACGAAAGCGGCUUAUGAGGAGUAUGGUCCCAGCAUUUGCAGACACAGUCCAGUGUUCAGUACUAUGACAUAAUUGAUAUUUUCCUUUGUAUUAUUUUAAUAUACUUUUUUUAUUGAAAUUUAUAGAUGCAAUGAACUCUAUUAAGAAAUAUAAUUUUAAUUGAAGUUGAA